Frankliniella occidentalis (western flower thrips) is the source of this 906-nucleotide messenger RNA. Its product is annotated as arylalkylamine N-acetyltransferase 1-like. NCBI's taxonomy places the organism in Eukaryota, Metazoa, Arthropoda, Insecta, Thysanoptera, Thripidae. The record is from RefSeq and is a predicted model, not a curated record. Gene Ontology annotation, molecular function: N-acetyltransferase activity.
GGGCUGGUGUCCGCUGACGGCGGCUGCCCCGAGCUGGAGGAGUACUGCCGUGUCGUGGUGCCCACGGGCUUCAGCCUCUGCGCGCGCGACGAGAGCGACGGCGGCAUGGAGGGCGUCGUCCUCAACGCCAUCCUGACCCCGGCGGACAGCCCCGCGCCCGAGACGGCGCGGGUGCGCGACGGCGACACCAAGUUCGACAAGAUCCUGGCGGUGAACCACGCCGUCGAGCUGGCGCACGACGUGUUCGCCGCCCACCCCGACGUGCAGGAGGCGCUCGACGUCAAGAUCCUGGCCACCGACCCAGACCGCGGCAAGAAGGGCGUCGCGUCCGAGCUCAUGCGCCACACAGUGGAGCUGGCUCGGGCUCGCGGCCUUCGGCUCGUGCGGUGCGUCUGCAGCGGCGCCUACUCGGCCCGGGUGGUGGAGCGCCUCGGCUUCUCCAAGCUGGGCGGCCUGCCGUACGACGAGUUCCUGGGCCUGGACGGGCAGCCCGUGUUCCGGCCGCCGCCGCCGCACCUCGCCAUCACCAUGUGGGCGCUCAGGCUGUCCUAGCCGUCGUGCAUUGUACAUUGCGACCCUACUGGUUAUUGUGGGGCGAGAAAAAUUAACUUUGCUGUGGAUUUUCGAGUGUUGUUGGAGUGUUCUGUUCAGUCGAAAUAAUGCUUCGGCUGGCUGCGAAUGCCAAGCAGAAGAGGCGAGCGGCUUACCGAGCGUCAGUCAGCUGUCCGUCAGGGAUCCAAAGCGAAGGGCCGAGAGCCGUUCUAGUGUUUGCUUAUGUACGGCAAGGCCGUUGUGGCCGCCCGGGAACGAUCGACCCGCUUCUUUAUUUACGUUGUACCUGUUCAUCCUAAUGUUCCUGUGUGUUUAAGACAAGACAAACUAUUAAAUGUGUUGUGCGUUUCAUAA